CCACGCCCAGCCUCUUGCAGCUUCCUGGUGCCAAGGUCGCUGUGUAUUUUCCCGCCAUUUCCAGCUCUUCGUGAGGAGAACUGGAUGUUUGCGGUGAAAUCUUGAGGUCUUCUGGGAUUACGGCGGCCAAGCGGAUAAAAUGUGUCUCAAGUGGUUAAUAUGUGAUCUCCUAUGUUUGGUCCACUAUCUCCUCCUUCUCCAUAAUGCUGUGUCACAGAAUGGAUUGGUUUCACUGCAACUGGUGUUUCCAAAAAGAUGGGGCUCAUUUCUUUGUCACCAGUUGUGGCCAUAUUUUCUGUAAAAAGUGUGUGACUCUGGAAAAAUGUGCUGUUUGUGGAAUAGCCUGCAAGCAUCUGGCUCUUUCUGAUAAUCUGAAACCUCAGGAGAAGAUGUACUUCAAAAACCCUGUGGAGACAGCUUUGCAGUAUUUCAGUCACAUCUCUCAGGUGUGGAGUUUCCAGAAGAAACAAACAGAUCUCCUCAUUGCCUUUCAUAAGCACAGAAUUACAAAGUUAGAAGCAGCUGUUCAGGAGGCACUGCAAACAGUGACCAGGCAGGACAAAGAACUGUCAGUCUUAAGGAAAGAGAAUGAAGAACUGAAGAAAUGUCUAGCCAUCAUAAAGGAAUCUCCAAGUUGGUACCAAGGAAGCAGGUUGACCACACCUCGACCAGUGGGCAUUACUUCUCCCUCACAGUCAGUUACUCCACGACCCAGCUCUCAGCACAGCAGCCAAGUGGUCAGUCGGUCCUCCUCAUUGGAGUCUAUCCCUUAUAGAAUGUCUGGCUUUAGUAGCUUGGGACAAGGAGCCAGAGGUCUACAGGGAAGGAGCACUCCCAGAGAUUGUUAUACUGAAACCCCUUCACCAGCUUCCUCUCACAGCCUAUCUUACAGGCCUUCAUCUGCCUCCUCUGGACAGGGAAUUUUUCCUUUCAGACCAUCCUUAAAUGGUGGGGAUUCUGAUCACACAAGAAUCCUCACUCCCAACAAUUCAGGUCAGAGGGAAAGCAGAAACACACUACAGUGUCUUCCUGGUUUCCAGCUACCAGUCCUGCAGACUCUCUACCAACAGAGGCAGAUGGAAUUAACCAGAGGGAGAGAAGCAUGGACUACUUUCAGAUAAACCAUCUUCAAGGUCUGAUCUAUACAUAUUGCUAAAGGAUGGACUGUAGCAGCCAAUGCCAUUAGGU
Molecule: messenger RNA, 1188 nt
Organism: Manis pentadactyla (Chinese pangolin)
Lineage: Eukaryota; Metazoa; Chordata; Mammalia; Pholidota; Manidae
Gene: RNF212B
Product: ring finger protein 212B
Exons: 16
Coding region: 204-1121 (305 amino acids)
Biological process (GO): reciprocal meiotic recombination; homologous chromosome pairing at meiosis; protein sumoylation
Cellular component (GO): synaptonemal complex
Molecular function (GO): SUMO transferase activity
Source: RefSeq, a predicted model, not a curated record